Molecule: messenger RNA, 4527 nt
Organism: Saimiri boliviensis boliviensis (Bolivian squirrel monkey)
Lineage: Eukaryota; Metazoa; Chordata; Mammalia; Primates; Cebidae
Source: RefSeq, a predicted model, not a curated record
CUGGCUGGAGCUCCCUGGGGAAAGUUGGGGCCUCAUGGGUAGGGGCCUGCAGCAUGCGUUUGUCGGGGACCAGGCUGGGUUCAGUGUGUGGAUAUGUAUGGUAUCUGUACCCUCUCCCCAUGGAGCUGUAGUAGAAGAUUAGGUGACACUGGACCCCCUAAUCUGCAGGCCAUAGAGGGAACGUGGGACAUCUCCAGGCCAACUCCUUUUCUUACUGAUGAGCAGAGCUUGAGUAGGUGACAUCAACAGGAUGUGGCGUUUCAGGAUGAGCCUUGAAUCGCAUGAAAUGAAUUAAACCUCACAACUCCUUGGAACAGGAACCUGUUUUCAUAUGUGUACAUGGUUUUCACAAUGUGGUGGACUAAGUUGGACAUGAUACUCUGAUAAGGGUCUGACUGCUGCAGAGUAUAUUGGAACCCCUGGGCUAGGAUUCAGAAAGAUUCUAGCUCCUUGCCUGCCAGGAACCGAUGGUUUGACCUUGGACAAGCCACUUCCCCUGUCUGGACUUCAUGCUCGUCAUCAGUAAAGUGAGAGACUUGCAAACCCCAGUGACUAUGCUGCUGGAAGGACUGAGCUGACUUUCGAAAGUGAGAGUGGCAUGCGGUCCUUAACAUCUCUGGUCUUUAACAACUCCCAUUGAGACCCCUGGCCUGGGGUGUGGAAGAACCACAGACCUGGAACCAGAGGGCCUGGGCUUCUACCCCAGAGAUUCUUUACACAUGGUUUCUUAGGGUUAUGAACAAGGAAGCUGAAUGAAGUUCCUUUCCUUUCUGGGUGAGCCCCUGGGUUUCUGGAAGAUCCUUAAAAUCUUAAAAUGGCUUCUGAACACUGAAGCUCAAGCUGUUAGCUGGCCUGUGUGAGGACAUGAGACAGAAUGCCACAGCCACACCCCAAGGAUGCUGAAGGGGGUUUCCCUCUUCUGUGGUUUUUCUUUCUCCUCGCAGGGCUCCUCCUACAUGGAAGAGGAGGGCAAUGAAGAAAUGGAAUGGAUCUCAUUUUUCCAUCUCUGACCUUUCCUGUGCUCCUUUCCACUUAGUAGAGGAAAGGUGUAGCCGAGUAGGGAGGAACACAGAAGUCACAGCAGUUCCAGCAAAAUCAGAGGUUCCAUGGAAGAGGUGCACACAGCAUGUGGCAACAGGGAAGACUUGACCGGGGGAUGGAUAGAGAUUCCACUGAGGAGGUCUUUCAGCUGUACUCUGCGCAAGGCUCCACAGUGGCUCCCACCACCCAACUAUUCUACUGCUACCAGAGAAAAUGGUUUGGCUUCCAAUCUGGCCCCACACUCCUUUCCAUCCUCUCUUCUGCUGGCUCCUCUCUGCUUCCGUCCCUCCUCACUCCACUAAUUUUCUGAAAGUAAUAAGAAGAGGAAGCCUGAGUCUGUGCUCAAGUGUUCGGGGAGCAGAGAUGUAUUGAGAGCCCGUCAGAGCGCAGCCCAGGAAAUGGACCUUCAAUGGGUAUGCUGACAGCACACCAUCACCCUGCCGAGGCAUAUACCAUGAGGAAAAGGUUUGGACCAUAUCCAGAGUACUGCAUCCAAGUCUGGCCAACCCCCUUCCUCACUGUGAGGUUAUCUAUGCUUCUCUUGUGUGGCUCCUGGAAACUACCUAGCACCUGUGGCCAGAAGCUGUGGGGAAAAGGAGCAGAUUUCAUCUCUGUAAGAAACUUCCUUGUGGUGAAAACUGCCUGGAGAUGGAAUGAGACAAUGGUGAACUCCCCAUUAUUGGAGGUGUUCAAGUAUAGGCUGAGCGGUGACUAUUAUGAAAGCUGUAUGACAGUCCCAAACAUCAACGGGGUGCUUAGAUUCUUUCAUCUCGGGUCAGUUCCACACAAGACAGGCUCUGUGUCAGUGAGGACCCAGUGGUGGUUUUGAACAGGUGGCAGGAAAACAAUGGUAUAUAAAAUAAAUGCAGAGAAAGAUCUCCACAUCAAGCCAACCCCUCCUCCUUACCUGUAAGUUUUCCAUGUGCGUGAGCUCUGGGCUCCCAAUUGCACUUGUCAAACUCCCAUUGUUAGAGCAGAGAUAAAUGCUUCCGGCCACCCAAGCAGGAGGGGCCCACCUCAACUUGAGGGCUGCUCUAUUUUAGUUUUCCAUAGCUGGAGAUUGAGUAUCACGCUUUUCUAAUCUUGUGCUUCUGAAAGGGCCCUGUUCUCUCUUGAACCCUACCCACUCCUUUCACAGAUCAAAUACCAAGUACAUCAGACAGAUAGAAGCUCGAAUGGGAAAAUGCAUUUUAAUAAAACCCCAUUGAUUUUUGUGGAUGCAAGUCAAAGAACGGGCACCUAAAGAGUCUUCCAUCCCCUGCCACCUCCCCCCUCUCUCCUGGCCUACACCGGGCGGUCACACAUCAAUUGGCUUCCUAGAUAAUAGAUCGUGCCACCCGGUAGGGACCUCUGGGGACGCGCCGGGAGCUGGAAGAGUCGCACGCAGCAGCCCAGCCCUGAGUUAAUCAAACUAGCAACAGGAUCUCGAGCAGCAGCAGCAGCAGCGACCGCGGUGGCAAGAGUAGCGGCGGCGGCGGCGGCGGCGGCGGCGGCAGCGUUAUGCGUGAUUACUGACAGGCACCAGCUGCUGCCGCCACAGCCGUCUCAAACGCACUAUGUGGACUCUCCGAUCUAGAGGCAGAUUCCUGACUAAUCCCAGAGGGCUGGCCCAGCCUGUGCUCCCCGGGCUGCUAGGAAGCGAUGACCACUCUUGUUAGCCCAAGUUGAAGAAAGCCGGGCUGUGCCUGGGCGCCGGGAGAGGCUAUAAUAUUUAGAAGCCGCACAGGAGAGGAACAUGAACUGAAGAGUAAACAUGUAUGGAAAUUAUUCUCACUUCAUGAAGUUUCCCGCAGGCUAUGGAGGCUCCCCUGGCCACACUGGCUCUACAUCCAUGAGCCCAUCGGCAGCCUUGUCCACGGGGAAACCAAUGGACAGCCACCCCAGCUACACGGACACCCCAGUGAGUGCCCCACGGACUCUGAGUGCAGUGGGGACCCCCCUCAAUGCCCUGGGCUCUCCAUAUCGAGUCAUCACCUCUGCCAUGGGCCCACCCACAGGAGCGCUGGCAGCCCCUCCAGGAAUCAACCUGGUGGCCCCACCUAGCUCUCAGCUAAAUGUGGUCAACAGUGUCAGCAGUUCAGAGGACAUCAAGCCCUUAGCAGGGCUUCCCGGGAUUGGAAACAUGAACUACCCGUCCACCAGCCCUGGAUCGCUGGUUAAACACAUCUGUGCCAUCUGUGGAGACAGAUCCUCAGGAAAGCACUAUGGGGUGUACAGUUGUGAAGGCUGCAAAGGGUUCUUCAAGAGGACGAUAAGGAAGGACCUCAUCUACACAUGUCGGGAUAAUAAAGAUUGCCUCAUUGACAAGCGUCAGCGCAACCGCUGCCAGUACUGUCGCUAUCAGAAGUGCCUUGUCAUGGGCAUGAAGAGGGAAGCUGUGCAAGAAGAAAGACAGAGGAGCCGGGAGCGAGCUGAGAGUGAGGCAGAAUGUGCCAGUAGUGGUCAUGAAGACAUGCCCGUGGAGAGGAUUCUAGAAGCUGAACUUGCUGUUGAACCAAAGACAGAAUCCUGUGGUGACAUGAACAUGGAGAACUCGACAAAUGACCCUGUUACCAACAUAUGUCAUGCGGCUGACAAGCAGCUUUUCACCCUCGUUGAAUGGGCCAAGCGUAUUCCCCACUUCUCUGACCUCACCUUGGAGGACCAGGUCAUUCUGCUUCGGGCAGGGUGGAAUGAAUUGCUGAUUGCCUCUUUCUCCCACCGCUCAGUUUCCGUGCAGGAUGGCAUCCUUCUGGCCACGGGUUUACAUGUCCACCGGAGCAGUGCCCAUAGUGCUGGGGUCGGCUCCAUCUUUGACAGAGUUCUAACUGAGCUGGUUUCCAAAAUGAAAGACAUGCAGAUGGACAAGUCGGAGCUGGGGUGCCUGCGAGCCAUUGUGCUCUUUAACCCAGAUGCCAAGGGCCUCUCCAACCCCUCUGAGGUGGAGACUCUGCGAGAGAAGGUUUAUGCCACCCUCGAGGCCUACACCAAGCAGAAGUAUCCGGAACAGCCAGGCAGGUUUGCUAAGCUGCUGCUGCGCCUCCCAGCUCUGCGCUCCAUUGGCUUGAAAUGCCUGGAGCACCUCUUCUUCUUCAAGCUCAUCGGGGACACCCCCAUUGACACCUUCCUCAUGGAGAUGUUGGAGACCCCACUGCAGAUCACCUGAGCCCCACCAGCCACAGCCUCCCCACCCAGGAUGACCCCUGGGCAGGUGUGUGUGGACCCCCACCCCGCACUUUCCCCCACCUCCCACCCUGACCCCUUUCCUGUCCCCAAAAUGUGAUGCUUAUAAUAAAGAAAACCUUUCUACACAUGAGACUUUUAUAGGUGGACUUUUGUAUAGAUGUUAAAGGUAAUACUCGUUGCUGUCUGCAGGGCUGGGGGACUUUCUGGAAGUUCUUGGGAAAACUAACCAAGCCUCUGUACAUACAAUUGGUUUAAAUUAUUUUUUCACUUGCCCUGGAAAGCAAACAAAUGAGUAAUAAAAUAAUAUAUAUGAAAUUGGCA